AAAAAUGUAAAAUGUAAAAUCUGACAUCAUUGAUUUUAUAUGUAAACCAUCAAAUGAUGGUAGCGUCUGGUCCUGCAUGAUGUCAUUUUUCCGAAGUCAAAAAUGAACCAAAAAAAGAAUUAUGUAAUUUCUGAGUGAGUGAUGACUCUGGAGAUUUCACGAUGAUAUAAAUAAAUGUUUAGAACCUGGAUUGAAUCUUAUCUAUAUUAUCAUCAGAUAGAACUAUUCCAAAUUAUACGUAUAUAAACAUGGAUAGUAAGAGAAUUGGUAUAUUAGGUGGUGGCCAAUUAGGUCGUAUGUUAGUGGAAGCUGCCAGUAGAUUAAACAUUCAAACUGUUAUCUUAGAUGCUGCUAACUCACCUGCUAAACAAAUCAAUGCUACUAGUGAUCAUGUUGAUGGAUCAUUUACUAAUUAUGAAUCGAUAGUGAAGUUGGCUGAAAAGACUGAUAUCUUAACUGUUGAAAUCGAACAUGUUGAUGUGGCUGCUUUAAAGAAAGUUCAAGAAAAAUUCCCUCAUAUUGAAAUUUAUCCAUUUCCAGAUACGAUUAAAUUAAUUCAAGAUAAAUAUUUACAAAAGGAACAUUUCAUUCAAAAUCAUAUUGAUGUGGCUGAAUCAGUAGCUGUUUUAAACAACACUGAAGAAGAAUUAUCCUCAAUUGGUGAAAAAUUCGGAUAUCCCUUCAUGUUAAAAUCAAGAACUUUAGCUUAUGAUGGUAGAGGUAAUUUCGUAGUGAAAACAAAAGAAUAUGUAAGUAAAGCCCUUGAAUUCUUAAAAGAUAGACCGUUAUAUGCUGAAAAAUGGUGUCCAUUCACUAAGGAAUUGGCUGUCAUGGUUGUGAGAUCAAUUGAUGGUGAAGUGUUUGCUUAUCCUACUGUUGAAACUAUUCAUCAAAAUAAUGUUUGUCAUUUAGUUUAUGCACCUGCAAGAGUAGUUCCAACCAUUGCUGAAAAGGCUACUAUAUUAGCUAAGAAUGCCGUUAAAUCAUUCCCUGGUUGUGGUAUUUUUGGAGUUGAAAUGUUUUUAUUACCAAAUAAUGAAUUAUUAGUUAAUGAAAUUGCCCCAAGACCUCAUAAUUCAGGUCAUUAUACUAUUGAUGCCUGUGUUACAUCUCAAUUUGAAGCUCAUAUUAGAGCUGUGGCCAAUUUACCUAUGCCAAAAGGAUUCACUGAAUUGACAACCACAUCAACUAAUGCUAUUAUGUUAAAUAUCUUAGGGGAUAAGACUGUUCCUGAUAAAGAAUUAGAAAUUUGUCGUCGUGCAUUAGAAAUCCCUCAUGCAUCAGUGUACCUUUAUGGAAAAACCACUAGAGCUGAUAGAAAAAUGGGUCAUAUUAAUAUUGUAUCAUCAUCAAUUCAAGAUUGUCAAUCAAGAUUAGCUUAUAUAUUAGAUGAUGAAUCAUAUUUAGAAAAGGGACAAUCCUUACCUCCACUUAAUCUCAUUAGACCUAGUGAAACACCAUUAGUUGGAGUUAUUAUGGGAUCAGAUUCUGAUUUACCAGUUAUGUCAAUUGGAGCUAAUAUUUUAAAGAAAUUUGGAGUACCAUUUGAAUUAACGAUUGUUAGCGCUCAUAGAACUCCUCAAAGAAUGUCACAGUAUGCUAAUGAAGCGGCUAAACGAGGAUUAAAAGUCAUAAUUGCCGGUGCUGGUGGUGCUGCUCAUUUACCUGGUAUGGUUGCUGCUAUGACUCCAUUACCAGUUAUUGGAGUUCCAGUUAAAGGAUCAGUAUUAGAUGGGGUUGAUUCAUUACAUUCAAUAGUUCAAAUGCCAAGAGGUAUUCCAGUUGCUACUGUUGCUAUUAAUAAUAGUACUAAUGCAGCUUUAUUGGCUAUUAGAAUACUAGGAGCUUAUGAUUCUAAAUGGUUACAAGAAAUGCAACAAUAUAUGAUUAGUAUGGAAGCCGAAGUUUUAGGUAAAGCAGAAGUAUUAGAAGAUAUUGGUUAUGAAGAUUAUUUAACUACAAAAUUAAAGAAAUAGAUGUAUACAUGUAUAAUAAUGACACGAUUGAAUUUUAAACGUAAUAUUAAUGCAUAAAAAAUGGGUGUAAUAAAAAUAUAGUAUAAAAUGAAUGAACUAAAAUAUGAAAAUAAUUAUAAACCUUUACUUAUAAUAAAUGUAA
Scheffersomyces coipomensis is the source of this 2118-nucleotide messenger RNA. RefSeq names its product phosphoribosylaminoimidazole carboxylase (gene ADE2). The coding region runs from base 249 to 1976 and encodes 575 amino acids. Gene Ontology annotation, molecular function: phosphoribosylaminoimidazole carboxylase activity; metal ion binding; ATP binding. NCBI's taxonomy places the organism in Eukaryota, Fungi, Ascomycota, Pichiomycetes, Serinales, Debaryomycetaceae. The transcript has a single exon. The record is from RefSeq and is a predicted model, not a curated record. Gene Ontology annotation, biological process: 'de novo' IMP biosynthetic process.